Messenger RNA from Aplysia californica (California sea hare), 2106 nucleotides. Its product is annotated as UDP-glucuronosyltransferase 2C1. The transcript is spliced from 3 exons. Lineage: Eukaryota; Metazoa; Mollusca; Gastropoda; Aplysiida; Aplysiidae. The record is from RefSeq and is a predicted model, not a curated record. Gene Ontology annotation, molecular function: UDP-glycosyltransferase activity. The coding region runs from base 475 to 2031 and encodes 518 amino acids.
CAGAAAGUAAGGUUGCUGAAAAGUGCUCUGUGUACUCAGUCACUCAAUGGUAUACGCGGAUACCUAACCUGGCUCUACAAACUGCUGAAUGCUGCUGAUAACGCGUUGUACUUGUGCGACGGAGCCCUGUGUUGGUCUGAUUGAUUUUUACGCGUGGCAGUAGUGGCAGGUUCAGUCAGAAUACUACAAUAGCGGUGCUGUGUACAUGUAUAUGAUUUCAAGGCAGGUCUGCGGCGGUGCUGUGUUAUUUUUAUUUCAAGGGCAGCUCCAAAGCGGUGCUGUGUUUUAUCUCAAGGGCAGCUCUAAAGGUGUGCUUUGCUUCUUUUCCUAUCAAAGACGGCUGGUUAGGUCUAAAUAUAACGGCUAGACCGACUGAACUGUGAAGGUUCUUUCUACUACCAGGAUUUACUAAUAAUAAGUUGUGGACAAGUCAGGACUCGCCACACCAGUAGUGUCAAAGACACUCAAGCCACAAUGACGUCAGCAGCAGUGACCUCCUUCCUCGCGGCCGCCACUCUCUUAUUGGCCGGCAACCAUCACGUGAGCCAGGCCAAGACAGUUGUCUUGUUUUCUCCCCCUCACGCCGCCAACGUGCGCACAUACACCAACACAGGCCGCGCCCUGGCCGCGUUAGGACAUGACGUGUACGUCCCUGUGCCGGACUUCAUGCUCAAAGACAACUCCGUCAACGUACAGGGCAUCAAAGUCAUCCGGUACGGCGAGUAUCUCGGUCACUUCGACGACAAGAUCGCAACGGUGGCCGUGAACAAAUUCUGGAGGAACCAGUCUAUGAAUCUUGGAGAUGUCCCAGGGAUUCUCAAUUUAUUCAAUGACAUGGUCACUCAGAUUUUGUCAGACAAACAACUGGUUGCAAAAUUUAAAGAAAUCAAGCCGGAUAUGUUUGUUCUGGUCAAAGUUCCUUUCUUUAGGGAUUUUGUUAUUUUACCGUACAUGCUGCACGUUCCCUUUUCUUUUUUGUGUCCAUUUCACGAUUAUGUUGGACAAAGGGUUCCCAUAAGUCUGUCAUCAACACCUUUACAACUCAAUGACGAUUUUCAGGAGGAAGGUAUGACUUUCUUCCAACGUCUUAAGAAUAGCAUGGCUCAUUUAGCUCUAUUCUUUUUCCACGAGUACGCAUCUAGUGACAAACUCGUCGCAAAGUUCGCACCUCACCGACCCAGAAUAUCUACCAAGGAGAUAAUGUCCCAGGCGGAAAUUUUCAUCGUGGAGAGUGACCCCAUUAUGGAUUUCGCUCGCCCGCACCUGCCAAAUACCAAAUUCGUGGGAAGCACAGCGGGGACUUCCCCGAAAGAACUCAAAGAGCCGUUCAAAAGCUUCAUGGAGAAAUCUGUGAACGGUGUGGUCGUGGUUACGUUCGGAAGCAGCAUUCUAGAGGUACCGGACUACAUUUCCUCCAAGAUGGUAUCGGCGUUCCUGAAGCUGAAACAGAACGUGGUUUGGCGCGUGAAACUGCAGUCUCCUGAUCCGGGUAAGAUUCUCACUUCUUCCUGGGUACCACAAAAUGACCUUCUAGGGCACAAGAACACCAAGCUCUUCGUCUCCCACUGCGGUAUGAACGGACAGUACGAGGGAAUGUACCACGCCGUGCCAACACUUUGUCUGCCUUUUGAGAGCGACAUGCCGUACAAUGCCCAAAGGGGCGUGGCCAAAGGUUUUGGUCUUAAGGCCGACAUCCGUGAGGUCACAGACAUAGAGCUUCUGGCGCUGAUGAGAGAAAUGCUGGAGAAUAACAAGUAUAAGAAAAACAUACAAAAAGCCUCCGAUUUAUACAAAGAACUGUAUAAGCUUCCGGUGAACGAGACGGCAUUCUGGUUGGAUCACGUGAUGAAGUAUGGUGGCGCCUACAUGAGGUCAGCAGGUCAAAACAUGCCCAUGUACCAGUUCCUGGCGCUAGAUGUUCUGGCUUUUGUUGCGGUUGUGAAAGUGUUUGUUGUUGUGUUUGUGUACAAGACCUGUCGCUGUUGUUGUGGCCUGUGUUGUGGUAAGAAGAGGAAAUCAAAGAGUGAUUAGUUUGCAUCCAGUGGCGGUGGGUGGACCAAAAUUUGGAUGGGGCUUAGGUUGCUUCCAGUUCUUUACCACCAAAUA